UUCAACAAGUGCGACGCAGGCAGGAUAUUAAGCCCACAGACCAGCCAGAUGUUCAUUAUGUGGGUAGUCACACUGAUAUUUUUGUCCCAUGUGGCGGCUCAGGCGACCUCACAUGAAACUAAAAUGGAGUGUCAUGAAUUCCAUGAUUUCCCUCCUGUUGGAAAUCAGACUCCAUCUGUUCUGGCAAACUUGACAAUGGUCCAAGUGACAGUGGAAAGAAACUAUAUGCUGAACAUAAGCUGGGCAAUCAACAUUGAUGCUAGUAUUAAAUAUCUGACAGGCACUCGGAUCAGAAUUUCAGGGGAAUCAGUCUACCACUGUAAAUACAACCCACCUUUGGCUGAGACAAACCUCACCGGGUUAAAGCAGAUAUGGUUUCACUAUUUAGUAGAGAAUAAGUCCAGUUAUGGCUGUAUCUUGGCCCAAGCUUCCAAUCUCCCUUUGCCUAUUCCGGGGAGCGGCCUCUCUUACAAGAGCGUCGAUAUUGACAUACCUCUCCCAAAACACACAACUGUUAAUCCUUCAACAACUUCUGCAGUUACUGGAGCACUUUUUAAAGUCCCUUUCAAGAGUAGGACUUCAAACUUGGAAGAAGAAACUGUCAACCACACCAGCAUAGUGGUGGCCAUUUUUGGAGGACUGGCUGGUUUGAUGAUCCUGGGUUCCUGCUACCUAAUCUAUAAAAGCUGUGGAGCCAACAUUGUCACAUCAUUGGGUUUCAAAAGGUUGCCUACGUCUCCCGCAGUUCCUGUCCCUGUACUCAUAGUGUAUCCUGCUGAGAAUUCAGCCUUCCAGCAGGCCGUGGCGGCCCUGGCAGAGUUCCUACAGUGGCAUGGUGGCUGCAAGGUGGCUGUCGACAUGUGGCAGCAGGGGAAGAUCGCGGAGUUGGGGCCAAUGCGCUGGCUGGCGGAACAAGUCAAGGCUGCAGACCGAGUGCUCAUCGUCUGCACACAGCACUCCUCACAGCCCAGCCACUCUCCUCCCAACCACAUCUCCCCAGAGCCGUCCAUCCCAGCAGCAGCUCGUGACCUUUACCCCCUAAUUCUCAACAUGGUGGCGAGUCAUGCAAAGAGUGCAAGCAGCUUGGCUAAGUUCUGGGUGGUGCAGCUGGACAAGCAGCAGGACAAGAGGGACUGUAACCUGGCGCAUGAACUGAGGGCCUGCAAGACUUUUUGUUUGAUGAAGGACUUUAACAAACUGUGCAGGCGUCUUCAUACCCAGAAGCAGGGCAACAAAAAGAUAUCAGAUAUGAUCUUCGGACCAGGGAUUGCCCACAGUGAAAAGAGUUCAGUGAAGUUAAGGGAAGCUGUAGAAAUGCUAGGCAGACAUCAGGCAAGCAUUUUCAGAGGUGUGGAACCACUGAAAUCUGUGGUCAUCGAUCUUUGAACAUCUGUAAUGAAAAUGUUCACUUUGAUGGAUAAAGAAGAUUAGUUAAUAUCUGGCCCUUUCAUUGCUUAUUGUUUUCUAAAAGGCAUUUAUUUAUUUUAUUUUUUACAGACGAAAUAGACCCUAGGGUUACUUUUGUUACCAAAACAUUGGCAAGAACACCGCAGGGUAAAUAUGUGUCAGUAUAUCUUCUGUGGUUUGCAUCACUGCUUACUGUAGCCUAUUAUAUUUAUUUGUUGUGUUUAUUUCAUUUGCAAUCCUUAAAUUAUCAAUUAAAGAGAAAGAGGUGGUUUGUAGCGGAACUGAUUUUAAAAUUCUCUACCAACUAAAACUAAAGCAUGCUGCAUGGUCUGUUACAUUAUGUAUUCCAAUCCCUUAGGAUUUUUGUAUAUGUUUUAUUUUUAUAUUUAUGGAAUUUUCACCAUCCUGUGGAAAAUCACUAACCAAUUUGUUUUAAUGUCAGCACUUUAUAGUUUGUAUGAUUUCUUGAUUCCGCUAAAUGGUGGUCAGAUGGGUCUUUUUUAUGUGUUCUCCAGUUUCCCCCCACAGUACAGUUAGGACCGGAAGCACUGAGUUGUUUGUUUGUUUCUCUGUAUGUCAGCCCCGUGAUACACUGGGCAGCUUUCUGGGGUACUCUGCUUCUCUACCAGUGUAUGCUAGGGUAGACAUAAAAAUGUAUGGUUGUAUGUUGCCCUUCAACUUGUGUAAGAAGUUUUCUUUAAAUACAAUGAGAAAUGUCAAUAAAAAAAACCAACCCAUA
This is a messenger RNA of Micropterus dolomieu (smallmouth bass), 2146 nucleotides long. RefSeq names its product interleukin-17 receptor D. The transcript has 11 exons. Bases 49 to 1386 code for a protein of 445 amino acids. Gene Ontology annotation, molecular function: interleukin-17 receptor activity. NCBI's taxonomy places the organism in Eukaryota, Metazoa, Chordata, Actinopteri, Centrarchiformes, Centrarchidae. The record is from RefSeq and is a predicted model, not a curated record.